Messenger RNA from Bombus huntii, 5423 nucleotides. RefSeq names its product tubulin polyglutamylase TTLL13 (gene TTLL6B). Lineage: Eukaryota; Metazoa; Arthropoda; Insecta; Hymenoptera; Apidae. The record is from RefSeq and is a predicted model, not a curated record. Gene Ontology annotation, cellular component: cilium. Gene Ontology annotation, molecular function: tubulin binding; tubulin-glutamic acid ligase activity. The transcript is spliced from 11 exons. Gene Ontology annotation, biological process: protein polyglutamylation; microtubule cytoskeleton organization. Bases 386 to 2680 code for a protein of 764 amino acids.
CGUUGCGCCGUAAUUAAAGUAACGAAAAGUUUCUCGAGCAAAGGUUUAACACGAGCUGCACCGCAGUAACCGUCGAUUAACCCGCAUUGUCGCAUGCAUUUUGCUUGAAAAGUCUUGCACCAUUUAAAUUGAAAUUAGGAUACGAGGCUGCCUUCUUGCCUCGAGAAAUGGAAAAACAAUUGAGGCGAGGUGCGAUGCGUGAAACGAGACGAUCUAUUUUGGAAAGGGCAUUUCUGUAAAUAGCAUCGAAUUUUGGUUUCUUGUGAUCGGUCCCGCGUACGGAAUAAAAUUGACGGAUCGAAGUAUAAUGCAGGUCUGGCUCGACAUAUGAUCAAAUUAAAGCCAUGCGACGACAGUUCGUUUAGAAUAAUGCGAUACGCCGGUCAUGAACCUCAUCGAACGCAGCAACAAACGUCCUUUGAUGGUGGAGCGCGAGAUCGAAGCCGGCGAUACGAAGAAGAGUUACCCGAUAAACAACGAGAUCACCAGUGAAUCUGAUUCCAGUGCCGAAGUGCGAUCAUGUAAAACAGUGUAUAGAAACCGGUGCAAGAAACUCGUGGUAUCUGAUACUUCGUUUAACGUCCUUCCAUCUACCGAUUCGACUAAAAAUGAUCGGGAACCGAUUGCUUCUAAAUGUUUCGCUGAUAAAAAGGACGACAAAGAUUUGUCGUUCGUGGAGACCGACGUGGAGUCGCGAAAGGGAGGAACUUCGAUCAAGGCGAAGAAAAAGAAAAAACGGAGGUACAGUAGUUUGUUAUCAAAGAAAUCGAAAAUAUCAUUCUUCGCCUUCCUCUUUGUUUUCUCGUAUUUGUUAGAUGUUUACGAUUACAGAUACUUGACAAUAUGCACGAGUAAUUGCAAAUACGACGCGGUGAGACGAGUGGCGGCUCGUUUCGGGAUGAAAGAAGUUACCGAGGAUAGCAGCUGGAACCUUUACUGGACAGACUUGAGCGUGAGCGUGGAACGAGCGAAAGAUAUGAAAAGAUAUCAGAAGGUCAAUCAUUUUCCAGGAAUGACAGAAAUCUGUAGAAAAGAUUUGCUUGCUCGUAACUUGAAUCGUAUGCUGAGGCUUUUUCCAAAGGACUACAAUUUCUUCCCCAAGACAUGGUGUUUUCCCGCAGACCACGGAGAGGCAAUAGCCUAUGCUAAAUUGAGACGCUCCAAAACUUUCAUCAUCAAGCCUGACACAGGCUGUCAAGGGCGCGGCAUUUAUUUGACAAAAAACUUAAAAGAUGUUAAACCCAGCGAGCGAAUGAUCUGCCAGGUUUACGUGGCUAGGCCCUUCCUGGUGGACGGCUACAAAUUCGAUCUUCGUAUCUACGCGUUGCUCACCUCGUGCGAUCCCCUUAGGAUUUACGUCUACAACGACGGUCUUGCGAGGUUCGCCACGAGCAGAUACAAGGAACCAACCGGUCACAAUACGUCCAACGUGUUUAUGCACCUAACGAAUUACGCUGUCAAUAAGCACAGCCGAAUGUAUGUAAUCGACGAUGAAAUUGGUAGCAAAAGGAAAAUAUCCACUCUGAACAAGUGGUUUAAGAUGAAGGACGUCGACGUGGAUGAACUAUGGCGUAAGAUCGAUGAGAUUAUUAUAAAAACGAUUUUGGCAGCACAUCCUGUUCUGAAGCAUAGUUAUCACACGUGUUUUCCAACGCACGAUAAGACCUACGCUUGUUUCGAGCUACUGGGCUUUGACGUGUUACUCGAUUGGAAGUUGAAACCAUAUCUUUUGGAGGUAAAUCACUCGCCGAGUUUUCAUACGGACGCACAAAUCGAUAAGGAUGUGAAGGAAGGUCUGCUGAUGAGUACGUUCGAAAUGUUAAAUUUACAGCAAUGCGACAAGAAGAAAAUUAUUGAAGAAGAUAGAAAGCGAGUUAGGGAUAGAUUGCUUCAGGGAAUAAACACAAAGGACGGCAGUACGAAUGAUUCGACGGUCGGCACAACGAAGCUUGACAAACCGGAGGAAGACCUGCAGAAGCAAUUUAAAUGGGAGGACGAGCAUAUGGGCAAUUUCCGCAGAAUCUAUCCAUGUUGCGACAGUGAAAGGUACGAGCCAUUCUUUAAACAAAGCAGCAUUUCCGUGUAUCAAGAUACCGCGGCAUCCAGAGCUCGGGAAGAAGCGUCAAGGAUUCAAAAGGAGGAAAACGAGAUGAAGAUAAAGGAACAAGAAAGCAAGAAGAUUUCUGGCAAAUGGAGCGAUUCGAAAUUGCAUUCAGAGAGUCCAAACGUAACGCAAAAGUCAACAACGACGCACGAUCAGGAUAGGAACAAAUGUGCGAAUGUAUCGAGAAGGAAUUCUUCCCAUUCGAAUACAAAGAAGCAGGCAAUUUCGGCUACUAAUACUUCACACUCGUUCGAGCCAGAGAUCAUUUGCGAAUCUGAGGAAAGAGAACGCGUUACGGCAUUGGCUCAACGAGAUUUCCUGAUCAAGAGUUACGGAAUGUUGGAGCAAAUCUAUAUGGCAAUGAAAAAGAACGGUACGUUGCGAGCUAUCGACGAGAAGAAGUACGGAUUGUAUGGAAAACUCGGAUAUGCGGAUAGUACGAGCAAGAGCGCGUCUAUUUGUAGGCACAAGUGUCAUCUUCAUCAGCAUUCUGGAAUGGAAACUAGAGUCGAACCGUGGACGAGUCAAUCGCCACAAUUUUGCCUGAAAGCAAGUAAAGUAGAUAAUGUUCCAUGAAAUUAAUUAGUUAUUAUUUGUAAGUUUAUAUAAAUAUGUUUUGUUUGUUUUCCAUAGGGUAAAGUGCCGGAUAAUAAUUUUCUAUUUACGGGUUUAAAAGAUAAGAAAUUAUUAUGUGCGAGGUGAGGUAUACGUUUGAGUGUCAUGAGUACAAAGUACAAAAGCAGUUUCUUCGAAUUACAGAUUUCAAAGUAAUUUGUAACGAGGUGCCGGUUUAUAUUCGACCGAGGAUACCGGAGAAAUUUUGGAUGGAUAAUCUAAAUUCGAACGAUCAAAGCUGUCGAAUAACGAAGGCCCACGUGGCCCGUACCUUAUCGAAUAUCGUGCGCCUUCAUACACUUGAAAAACGUGGAGAGUUCAACUCGUCGAAAUUUUAACAAAUGUACGUCGCGAUUCAUGAAUUCAAAAACACAAUGAGAUUAGAUAUAAAUUUGAAAACGUUUGUAUUUUACAAUUACUUUUUUUAAGCAAUCUCUAACGAGUGAUUUGUUAAUAUCAAACUGUAUACUUCAUGUUAAAGGAAAAAGAUUCCCCAUAUUUAAAAGUAAUAAGUCCAAAGACUAAUACGUUAAACUAUGAAAAUAAAUUGUUAAUUUGAAUCACUUCAAAAAGAGGGAUUAUUGUAAACUUCAACUAUGUUUCGAUUAACGGAUGGCAUUUCGCAAGAUAUAUACAAGAAUAAUUUAAAAAUCAACAUAUAUGGAUUUGUUAUUUAAAGUGACAUAUAAAUAUGUACACACACACGCGCGCGCACAUACACACAUACACACACACACAAUGAUUGAACAUAUACACGCUUCGGUAAUCGAAAUUUUCAUCGCACAUCUUGAUUGUGUAUCCUAAUAAUGACAUACGUAUAUACAUGUAACGUGCCUGCAAUAUGUAUAAUAAUGUUUAUCGUUGAUGCGAUAUACAUACACGCUAUACACACAUGUAUCUGUGAUGUAUGCAUAUAUGUAUGUAAGCAUUCACAUGAUAAAAAAUAAUCUAUGAACAAUUUUGGCGUGUAUACCUUUCGAUCAUAAUGACACGUAGACAUUUCUUUUUCUAUUAAUGUGAGACAUUGUUGUCAAUUUGUAUGCCCUGCAUUGUUUCUUUUUUUAAUUUCUUCCGUUUUCAAUAGUUUUUUUUUAUCAAUGGAACCACAGCUUUCAAUUAAAAAUCAACUAUCGAUUCGUCGCGACACGUUUCUUGAACGCUUAUUCAAAAUACAGGAGCGUUAAGAUUAAUAAUGAAUGAAAAUUCAAUUACCAAUGUUAGAUAUUGAUCUUGUACAAAGUAAUAAUACAAUAAUCAUAAUAAUAGUACUUAAUUGAUAAUAGUCCAGAAUAACAAUAAUGAUAAUAAUAAUAAGGUGCUGCAUUCAAAUCGCGUGUUCAAACGCUCAGGUUUUCCUUAAAACUCAAAUAAUAAUCGAGUCCUUAAUUUAGAUGUAAAGUGAUUGUCUAGGGAAGGAAUAGGAACCAUUACCUUCCCCUAUCGUCAUUACAUGUGUCUCGGCAAAAAUAAAAAAUGACCCGAUAAACGCAUAUAACGCAUUCUUGGCUCGAUUUAACACGAUACAGAAGAUAUUUACAAAUCUGAUACAAUAAAUUGAUAAGUAUUAUAGUCAUUAUACGCGCGAAUUUAAUGUCGCUUUGUUACUAUCGCUUACCUUCGAAAGAGUGUAAAUGACCUAUGUACAUAAAUGAAUACAUACAAAUUCGAUAAAAUUUUACAAAUGUUUAAAGAACAACGAAAGAGUCGAAUAUUUGGAUAUUUAUGUAAUAUCGUAUUACAUAAGCGGUGCCUAUUUUCGUGAAAUCGUUGAUCUAUAAAUCGUCACGCUUUGAGUGUUACGAGAACGUCUCGGUUUUGAUGGUAAGAUAAAAGGCUGAAAAACAACGAGGUGACAGAAUUUGAAGGUAGUAUAAUGAGACAAACAUUCAGACACAUAAGAAAUGCAUUUGCUUUGAACAAAUUGUACAGGGAUUAAGCUACUGUUAAACAUAAGUUAAAGAACUUAUUCUUCCCAUUUAGACAUAAGGUUUCGUUCUUAGGCGUGCGUCAUGUUCAGUGAUCGCAUAACGGUUUCGUUCGCAAACGAUACAACUUACGUAAAUUACCUCUGAAAAAUAGAGCAGCUACUAGUAGUUACUUAAAUUACGAUUCAUUCGUUUGUACUAGAAAACCAUUAUCUUUGAUCCUUCAAAUACCUAGCAUCGUUCUCGAUUGCAUGCCCCCUCCCCCUCUCAACCGUCACGUCAAGUAAUAUUUCUCUUCUCGUUAUAUGCUUAAUCCCCUGCAUUCCCAUAUAUAAUUUUUCGUAAUAGAGAAAAAAAAGCAACGUUAACGCGCGAGAUCUUCAGCGUGCCCCCCUCCCCCUCGCCCCUCGUUCCGUCAUAACAUGACAAAAUAUAGGAUGAAGAUAUGUGAAGAUGGUAUUCUAUUCGUUGUAAUACUAAUAUGAGCAUUAUGUAGUUAUAGGAUCCUGUGUACAUUACUCAUGUAUAAUAUUUGUUAAAAAGGAUUACAAUAAAACAAGCUUAAAGCGUGAAUUAUACGGAGAGAAACUCGAGAGUUAAAGUUUAGAAGAAUAACUAGUUAACUCUGCCGUGUAUUAGAGAUACUAGUUAAUCUGAGAUAUUCUAGAAAUCUUCAAAGUCAGUCCUCCGUAUAACGCAGGCAUCAAGUAGUAAAAUGAUAACUGGCUAUAUUUAUAUAUAUAUAUAUAUAUAUAUAUAUAUAUAUAUAUAUAUAUAUA